This is a messenger RNA of Glycine soja, 1464 nucleotides long. RefSeq names its product MADS-box protein JOINTLESS-like. Gene Ontology annotation, cellular component: nucleus. Gene Ontology annotation, biological process: positive regulation of transcription by RNA polymerase II. NCBI's taxonomy places the organism in Eukaryota, Viridiplantae, Streptophyta, Magnoliopsida, Fabales, Fabaceae. The record is from RefSeq and is a predicted model, not a curated record. Bases 542 to 1225 code for a protein of 227 amino acids. The transcript is spliced from 9 exons. Gene Ontology annotation, molecular function: protein dimerization activity; DNA-binding transcription factor activity, RNA polymerase II-specific; RNA polymerase II cis-regulatory region sequence-specific DNA binding.
ACUUUUUCCACUUUUGCCACACUUCCACACGCUCAUCCUCUCUCUCUUUCCUUCAUUGGUGGCUUUCAACCCAAAGCUGAAAUCAUCUAAACAUGGCAAACCAAACCGAACCAAAAACCAACAUUCCUAAUAUCAACGCCUUCCCCCAAUAAGGAAAGUAAAAAUCAACAAGUACAUCCUUACUCACCUCUCUCUUUCAACAACAUCCCACCACACACCAACACCAACUCCAACUCCAACUCCAACUCCAAGUCUUCCCCUAACUAACACCACUAACAACAAUCACUAAAAAAAGAAAGAAAAUUUACCCUGAUCGCAGGAUCUCCGAACAAAGCUUUGAUUUCACAAAAGCUAAAUUUAGAUAAACACCUGCAUAUUAAAUUUUUCUGCUCUAUACAUGCAUCACAUGUCCCUCACACUAAACAAAAGAAAAACACCACCACCCUUUGCUUUUGCUUUUCUAUAAGUAGUCAACGGCUCAGCCUUAAUUUCUUUGCUUUUUUUAGGUGGGUUUCUUCAAUUUGUAUGCUGGUUAAGGUACAUGGUGAGGGAGAAGAUUCAGAUUAAGAAGAUCGACAACGCCACGGCGAGGCAGGUCACGUUCUCCAAGCGUCGCAGAGGGCUCUUCAAGAAAGCUGAGGAGCUUUCGGUUAUGUGUGAUGCUGAUGUUGCCCUCAUAAUCUUCUCUUCCACUGGGAAGCUCUUUGAGUACUCAAGCUCAAGCAUGAAGGAAAUACUUGAAAGGCAUCAUUUGCACUCAAAGAACCUAGCAAGGAUGGAACAACCAUCUCUCGAGUUGCAGCUAGUUGAAAACAGCAAUUGCUCUAGAUUGAGCAAGGAAGUGGCUGAAAAGAGCCAUCAACUAAGGCAGCUGAGAGGAGAGGAUCUUCAAGGCUUAAACAUAGAAGAAUUGCAACAAUUGGAGAGGUCUCUUGAAACUGGAUUGGGCCGUGUAAUAGAAAAGAAGGGUGAGAAGAUUAUGAGUGAGAUCACUGAUCUCCAAAGAAAGGGGAUGCUAUUGAUGGAAGAGAACGAGCGACUUAAACGUCACGUGGCGGGCAUAAUUAAUGGCCAAAGGCAUGGUGGUGCCGAAUCUGAGAACUUUGUUAUGGAUGAAGGUCAGUCUUCAGAGUCUGUUACGUACGUUUGCAAUUCCACUGGACCCCCCCAAGACUUUGAAAGCUCAGAUACUUCCCUCAAAUUGGGGCUACCAUACUCCGGCUGAUGAGAAAGUGUGUGGGGCGAUAAAAUUAACCCAGGCAAAAAUUCACAAGAUUAUGAUCUAAUUUUCAUUAAUGAUUAUGUCUCUGGUAUGUCCCCUUGGUGUGUAGAGUUAGUAUUAUAUAUUAGUAAAUUGUAAGGACUUAUGUUAUGGGGUACUCUAAUGUCAUUCGGAAUUAAUUGUUUUUAAAAUUAAAAGAAACAAAUUCCUAGUAAUGUUUUUAAUAAUUGGAUUUUUUUUGC